Messenger RNA from Plasmodium gallinaceum, 621 nucleotides. RefSeq names its product conserved Plasmodium protein, unknown function. Bases 1 to 621 code for a protein of 206 amino acids. The record is from RefSeq and is a predicted model, not a curated record. Lineage: Eukaryota; Apicomplexa; Aconoidasida; Haemosporida; Plasmodiidae. The transcript has a single exon.
AUGUCAAAAAUAGUAAGAGAAAGAAGAAAAUACAGAAUAAGUAACCCAUACGAUGAAUCAGAAAAGAUAGCAAUUAAAGAAAACAAAGAGAAAGAAUUAAAAAAAAAAGUUAAAGAAAAGUUAGAAAGCAAUAACAAUGAAAAUAACAUUGCAGAAAAUUUUAUUAAAAUUUACAAUAAAUAUUUAGAAGAAAAUGAAGAUAUUGAAAAGUAUAAAAAAGAAAAUAAAGAAAUAGAAGAAUCAAAAAAAAAAACAGUAAGUAGAAAAAAAAUCAAAAAAUUAAAUUAUAAAUUAAAAAAAAAUAGUCUUAUAGAAAAACUAAUAAAAAAAAAAGCUUUUAUUAAAGCAAAUGAAGUUUUAUCAAACUCAUCAAAUAAAAAUAAUAGAAAUUUUUCUAUAAAUACGAAUGAAGAAAAAUACAUGAAACUUAUUGAAAAUCAAAAUAAUGUGCUUAAAGAAAAAUCAAAAAUUAAUACUAAAAAAAAUAGUAAUACGAAAAAAAAAAAAAAUGAUAUUGCAAAUCAAUAUGAUAAAAUAAUUAAUUCUAAUAGCUAUUUACAAAAUCCUCUUGAAUAUGUUAAAAAUAUUUUAAAAGAUAAAAAAAAAGACUCUAUAUUAUAA